Molecule: messenger RNA, 939 nt
Organism: Amorphotheca resinae ATCC 22711
Lineage: Eukaryota; Fungi; Ascomycota; Leotiomycetes; Helotiales; Amorphothecaceae
Exons: 2
Coding region: 1-939 (312 amino acids)
Biological process (GO): inositol catabolic process
Cellular component (GO): cytoplasm
Molecular function (GO): inositol oxygenase activity; iron ion binding
Source: RefSeq, a predicted model, not a curated record
AUGGCACCCUCAGCUAUAGAUCCUGCCCCACUUCAUAGUGACCGAGAUGGACAGGCUCUAGAGGAUCUGUCGGACAACAUCGAUACCGUCAACCUUCUCAAGGCACAGCUAAAGAAGGAGAGACACAUGCUCGAAAAGUCACAAUUCGACGCCGACAAAGACAAGACCCAGUUCCGCCAAUAUGAAGAUGCCUGUGAUCGGGUGAAGGAUUUCUACCGGGAGCAGCAUGAGAAACAGACCGUGGCCUAUAACCUAAAGGCUCGAAACGAUUUCAAAAGCAAGACGCGAGCAGAGAUGUCUAUCUGGCAAGCUAUAGAGAAGCUCAAUACCCUCAUCGAUGAGUCGGAUCCGGACACAUCGCUCUCUCAGAUUGAACACCUCCUCCAAUCCGCCGAGGCUAUUCGCAGGGAUGGGAAGCCCCGGUGGAUGCAGCUGACGGGUCUUAUCCACGAUCUUGGUAAGCUGCUCUUCUUCUACGGCGCAGAGGGACAGUGGGAUGUUGUCGGCGAUACCUUCCCUGUUGGAUGUGCGUUCGACGAACGCAUUAUCUACCCUGAUACCUUUAAGGCCAACCCCGACCACGACCAUCCUAUAUACGGCACCAAGAACGGUAUCUACACCCCAGGAUGCGGACUAGACAACGUCAUGCUCUCUUGGGGCCAUGAUGAGUAUCUAUACCAUAUUGUCAAGGACCAAUCGACAUUGCCUGCCGAAGCCCUAGCGAUGAUCAGAUACCAUUCGUUUUACCCCUGGCAUUCUGCCGGUGCCUACAUGGAGUUCAUGAAUGAGCACGAUCAAAAGAUGCUAGAGGCUGUGAGAGCUUUCAAUCCUUACGACCUGUACAGCAAGAGUGAUGAUGUGCCGAGCGUGGAGACUUUGAAGCCGUACUACCUUGAACUGAUCGACGAGUUUUUCCCAAACAAGAUUAUCAGGUGGUAG